Botrytis porri is the source of this 3522-nucleotide messenger RNA. RefSeq lists its product as uncharacterized. The transcript has a single exon. Gene Ontology annotation, molecular function: ATP binding; ATP-dependent chromatin remodeler activity. Lineage: Eukaryota; Fungi; Ascomycota; Leotiomycetes; Helotiales; Sclerotiniaceae. Bases 1 to 3522 code for a protein of 1173 amino acids. The record is from RefSeq and is a predicted model, not a curated record.
AUGGCCUCAAUGAAUAACAACUUCUCUGGUAAUUUCCCAAUCCUCGCAAACGGAGAGUCCCUACAUACACACCAAGGCAAACUAUCUGGAAGUUCAGACCUACGCCCAAAUUACCCUACCGAUUUUGAUAAACCUGUUACUUACAAUUUCUCUGUCGCACAAGGCCAAAAUCCUCCAGGAUCGAGACCGAAUCAACAUGAGAACAAUCCUGGUAUACCACUUUCGAACGGUCAUGCCACAAAUGCCCAAAAUUGGAGUCCCGCGCAAUUGCUAAAUCCUCGAAGCAUUAAUCAAAACUCACGACCCUCGCCCAGUUUAUCCCCUCAUCCCCAACCAAAAACUACACCAGUUCCCCAGCCUCUAUUUCAGUUCGACACUCCCGGCGGAUCGUAUACGCCGUCACCUCCCUCGAACCCGAAUUAUAACGUGAACUCGAACUCGAAUGGUCAUAAUGGCUUUGCAUCAUACGCGAACCCAAGUGGGCAGAUGCCGGGCAUGGGAAGUUUUGUGGAUCGAAUGCAUAAUGUUACAGAUCGCGACAUGGUACCUCAAAAACGCCGCAGAGUAGAAGACUUGACCGGGGAGGGUAGCAGAGCACAAUUUAAUGGAAGUUCUAGUGGAGGUGCAUACGGACAAUAUGUGAAAAGUAGGAGGGUUGAAGGCUCGAAGGAUGGUUGUACAAAACAAGUACUCGACUUAUCGCUAGUGGACGAUGAUGAUGUUGUAGUUGUCGGGAAUGAGCAGGAUAGGGAAGUUUGCUAUGGACGUAUUGAAGGAUCUCAACUCAACGCUCAUCGAGUACCAACCCCAAAACCUGGCGCCCAAUCACUUAUACCCGAAAACUGGCCGCAGAUAAAGAUUGUUUUGAGAAGAAAGGAAGGGGAUAAGACAAAUAAUAUUCACGCUCUCGAUUGUACUCGCGAAAUUAUUGGCUGCGUCGAUGUGAAUACCGCAAUUGGACUGGCACCCAUUCUCGACUCGCCAAAAAUGGGUGUCAGAACAGCUGCCCGUAUUCUUACAAGAAGAAAGGCGCCGGAUGAUCAGCCAGUGGGUUCCCCAUGCUCUGUUCGUUAUAAUUUGGAUUUAAAUCUUUAUGGACCAAAAAAGCACGCUCUUCAAAUUGGUCGACAUCUCUCUCACAAGCAAUUGUGGUUACGAACCCCACUUUCUGUAGAAGCCGGCAUUCCGUUGCACAAUCCUCAUGCUAUAGAGAAGCCUUCGAGGGCCUUACAGCCGACAUCUAAUUCAUACUCGUCUUACGCAUCUCGUUCUCAGGCCCCUGCUCGGACAACAGAAGAAAUCCGAAAUGAUGUUUUGGGAGUUUUCGACUCAUUGCCGAGAUCUGAGAAUUUACCAGAGAUGGAGCCAAGUUCUUUAAUUACUACGGAGCUACUCAAACAUCAGAAACAGGGUCUCUACUUCAUGAUAAAUAGAGAAAAGGAGCGAAAUUAUGAGAUAAAUGACAAAUGCGAUCUGUGGAAACUUAGACAUGGGAACAAUGGGCAGAGGAUAUAUUAUAAUGUUAUCACCGGUGAUGAGGAACGCAAAAGUCCACCGCAGGUACUUGGUGGAAUUCUUGCCGAUAUGAUGGGCCUUGGCAAAACUCUCAGCAUUCUCUCCUUGGUAGCUACAACGCUGGAUGAUUCGAGAGACUGGGCGAAGCAAAGACCAUCAAAAUCUGAUCAGAGAGAGCAGCCAGUUCUUAAAUCAGGCAAGGCUGCCGCUCAGCCCAAGUUCGAACCCGCAACUCUCGCUUUGAACUGCAAAACUACCCUUUUAGUUGCUCCGCUCAGUGUCAUUUCCAAUUGGGAAGAUCAGAUCAAGGCACAUAUUAAACCCGAUGCUUUGAAGUAUUACAUCUAUCAUGGCGCUAAUCGCAUCAAGGAUGUUACGAAAUUAUCAGAGUAUGAUAUGGUCAUUACUACAUAUGGUUCUGUCGCUAGUGAAUGCAACAACAGGAACAAAAAGAAAGAUGGUAAAUAUCCUCUCGAGGAGAUGAAUUGGUUCCGAAUUGUACUCGAUGAAGCUCAUAUGAUUCGGGAACAAUCAACUUUGCAAUUCAAGGCUAUUUGUAGGCUUUCAGCACAGCGUCGAUGGGCAUGCACAGGUACACCAGUUCAGAAUCGACUUGAAGACUUAGGUGCUUUGAUGAAUUUCCUUCGCGUCAAACCAUUUAACGGAAGUGGCUUUGCCCAACAUAUACUAUCCCCUUUCAAGAUUUGCGAUCCUGAAAUCAUUCCCAAACUUCGAUUGUUAGUUGACAGCAUUACUCUUCGUCGACUCAAGGAUAAAAUCGAUCUUCCUAAGCGUCAUGAUCAGAUUGCUAGGCUAGAUUUCAGUGUUGAAGAGCGUAUGGUCUAUGAUAUCUUUGAAAAGAAUGCAACAGAUAGGCUUAAGGUUAUUACUUCUCAGGGAGAAAGUGCAUUGGGAGGCAAAACUUUCCAUCACAUUUUGCAAUCAAUAUUGCGUCUUCGUCAAGUCUGCGCUCAUGGCAAGGAUUUGUUGAGUCCCGAAGACUUGAAAAUCAUGAACGGUCUAAGCAAGGACUCCGCUAUCGACCUUGAUAGUGAAGAAUACGAAGAUCACGAUGGAAUGACACCCAAACAGGCUUAUGAAAUGUAUAAGUUGAUGAGAGAUACAGGUACAGAUAGUUGUUUGACAUGCAAUCGGAAGAUUGGCUCUCAGGAUGUUGUCGAUUCUGAUGGCGAAUCUAAGGAGGAAGUUAUUGGUUACAUGACACCAUGUUUCCACAUUAUCUGUGGCUUGUGCAUUGGUGCUUACAAAUCUCAAUUAGAAGAGAUGGCUUUUGGUGGCUCUUUAGUCGGAUGUCCUACUUGUCACCAACAAAUUUCUCCGUCUAUGUUCUUUUCUCUCAAACAAGAGGAAGUAGACAAGGAAGAAGAAUCCCGAUUGAGAACCAAGGAAUCGGCGAAAGCAGGCAAGGAUUUAUCAAAUUAUGCUGGACCUCAUACCAAGACAAUAGCUUUAAUCCAUGAUCUUCUGGCAUCCAGAAGAGAAUCACAAGCAAGACCGAACGAGCCACCUAUCAAAAGUGUUGUAUUUUCUGGUUGGACAACUCAUCUUGACCUUAUCCAACUCGCUUUGCAGGAGAAUAAUAUUCCUUACACACGUCUCGAUGGUAAAAUGACUCGUAUCGCUCGUUCGAUGGCCAUGGAAAAAUUUCGCGAUGAUCCAUCAAUCGUUGUUAUUCUGGUUUCCAUCGCUGCAGGUGGCCUAGGUCUCAAUCUCACCACUGCUAAUAAGGUCUAUGUCAUGGAACCUCAAUUCAACCCUGCAGCUGAAGCUCAAGCUAUUGAUCGUGUGCAUCGAUUGGGUCAGAAGAGAGAGGUACAGACAGUGCGAUUCAUUAUGAAUAAAAGUUUCGAAGAGAAAAUGUUGCAAAUUCAAGACAAGAAGCAAAAGCUGGCGAGCUUGAGUAUGGACUCCCAGAAGGGAAGGCUAGAUAAGAAAGAAGCGUCGAUUAGGAGAUUGGAAGAGUUGAAAGAUUUGUUCAGGAAGUAG